AUGUGGAGACGAGACAAAGUGCCGGGUAAAACGUCUCUCCGGCACUUUCCUGUGAGCUCUGCUUCUGCUGCAAAGUGGAGAGAGAAACUGCCACUCUUAAUAGUUUGGGGUCAGCCGUGGGACGAGCCCCCGGACACUACUUUAAUCUAUUACAGCCACAUCUCAGCGGGCUGCUUCAUCGACCACUUCUCCUCCCCUGCUUUGUCACCCUCCCUCCCCAGCCUUCGAUACCUCCGGCUGGGCUUGCAUACUCACACACACAUCCCCCCCUCACCUCCCAUCGCCCACCGCCGCUUUCUGGACAGCGGACACCUGGAUGUCCCGCUGUUUCUGAGCUAUUGUUUCCUCUACCCUUCUUAA
Molecule: messenger RNA, 360 nt
Organism: Knipowitschia caucasica
Lineage: Eukaryota; Metazoa; Chordata; Actinopteri; Gobiiformes; Gobiidae
Source: the annotation of a GenBank genome assembly